Messenger RNA from Hordeum vulgare subsp. vulgare (domesticated barley), 1080 nucleotides. RefSeq names its product pseudo histidine-containing phosphotransfer protein 5-like. Gene Ontology annotation, molecular function: histidine phosphotransfer kinase activity; protein histidine kinase binding. Bases 257 to 718 code for a protein of 153 amino acids. Gene Ontology annotation, cellular component: cytoplasm; nucleus. Gene Ontology annotation, biological process: phosphorelay signal transduction system; phosphorylation; cytokinin-activated signaling pathway. The record is from RefSeq and is a predicted model, not a curated record. Lineage: Eukaryota; Viridiplantae; Streptophyta; Magnoliopsida; Poales; Poaceae. The transcript is spliced from 6 exons.
AAUGUGAAUAGAUGUUGCACACGCUGGCAGCAAAACCAUUUGCAUAUGUAAGAUGAUAAGGCUUUGCCAUUGGAACUACAAAAUAUCUUCACUUCCACUUAUGUUGGUGGAGGAACAGUGGCAGCCUCCGGAGCUAUAUAAACAACCUCAUGUUCAACUUUCUACAACCAGAGAGAUCGACAAAUUGGAUAUGCAUUUUGUGCUUGCCUCCCACAGCCUCUGCUUAGCCUCUUUUCCCAUCGUGCAACACUUGUAAAUGGAUUAUGCUAAUUUACGACGCCAAGCAGCAUCCUUGAAAAGAAGCCUCUUUGAUCAGGGGUAUUUGGAUGAGCAAUUUUGCCAGGUUGAGGACUUGCAGGAUGAAGCAAGCCCCAAUUUUGCAGAAGAAGUGGUCUCCUUGUUCUUCAAAGACUCAGCGAGGCUAGUGACAAAUAUUGAGCAAGCUAUGGAGAAGUAUCCCAAAGAUUUCAAUAGAUGGGAUGCACACAUGCAGCAGCUUAGAGGCAGCUGUUUUAGCAUCGGCGCUUCGAAGAUGAACAAUGAGUGCACAUCUUUCAGGAACAGCUGUAGGGAAGAAAAUGCUGAAGGUUGCAGGAGAUCUUUCCAGAAAGUGAAGAGGGAGCAUGCUGUCCUGAGGCAGAAGCUGGAGUCCUACUUCCAGCUGCUUCGACAAGCCGGUCCUGCCAGGACGACCGCGGUCAGGUCUGGAGGCAAGUAAGCAGACGGCCCUGGACGCUCAAGAAGGCAAGCAUACCAGUAUGUGAUAGCUGCAGUGAAGGAAGACGCAGUGACAGGAGGCUGGAGGCAUGCUUGCUGCUGUCUUGGACUUAUGUCUGCAAGUUAAUGCCAACAGGAUACCAUAUAAUCACCGUUCAAAUAUAUAGAUAAUCAUAAGAGCGCCAUGUUGGUGUAUAGCGGUGAUAAUAGUCUCAUAGUCGUGCGUAUCGUGUCAUGUCCGCACUUUUUUUUUUAGAAAAGGAGGAUUUACCUCUGGCCUCUGCAUCAUUACGAUGCACACAACGUCACAACCAUAUAUUUCCGUUCUUAUAUACGGUAAAUAAAACCGACUAAGCUUGCAAA